Bombus pascuorum is the source of this 1667-nucleotide messenger RNA. Its product is annotated as ester hydrolase C11orf54 homolog. Gene Ontology annotation, cellular component: nucleus. The record is from RefSeq and is a predicted model, not a curated record. The transcript is spliced from 7 exons. Gene Ontology annotation, molecular function: hydrolase activity, acting on ester bonds; zinc ion binding. The coding region runs from base 442 to 1473 and encodes 343 amino acids. Lineage: Eukaryota; Metazoa; Arthropoda; Insecta; Hymenoptera; Apidae.
UUGACAUCGGCGUGCACGAGCGACUCCUUUGAUACACGUGUUUUUCCUCUGUACAUCAUGAAAGAAAAUCAAGCGUCUAAGGAGAGGAUCGAACGAACAGUUGAAUAGUAGACUGAUUGUCACAAGUAUACCGUCAGACACAAAUUAGUAAGUCUACUCCCACCUUUUUGAUCUUCAACCAAAUGCUUGCAAUCGCGGCGAUCUGUUUUUAUCUUCUUCGCUGCGAAACGCAGGAAACGAACGAUAGUUGAGUAUGAAAACACGGGAUGCGUAUUAAAGCUUCUCUCCCCCUCCGGUUUGCUUUUCCAGUUCGAUGCAUCUUUCGAUUCAAUUAAUUCGCAGGAUCGGGAAACAACGUUUAACCAUCGAAGAACGCGCGAUAGAACAGCAACAGAGAAACAUUGCUUACAGCUGACUUCCGUAAACCGCAGCCUGAACAAAAUGAUCGUCGCUGACGCGCAUUGCCUGUUGUUCUCUGAAUACAAGGUAAUUUUAUAUAUCAAUAUAUCGAUUAUGACUACAUUAAAUCCCAAUGAACUUACCAUAGUAAAAAGAGACCUACAUGUUCCUUCUCUUGAUGAAAUAAAAGAUGUCUUAAAAGAAGGAUUGAUUAAAAAUUUCGCGGAUGUAGAAGUAGAAAUUGUUGAUUGCCCAGAUUUAACAAAAGAACCUUUCACACUUGCUGCGCCAGGAUUAGGUGGCAACCCAACAUUAUUAGAAAUUGGUGGACCAGCAUUUCUUCUUCCUACUGUACAAAAAAAUAAAUUAUAUGACAUCCAACAACUUUUGAAUCACUUACAAUACAAAGAAGAUUCUUUUGUUGUUGGAGCAGGGGCUGGUCCAUGGCCAUAUCUAAAUUCCAACUGUGAGCUUAUAAUGAAUUUAACUGUUUCACCAUCCAGUGUACAAAAUGGAACUCGUAUUUCAUCUGUCGAUACAACAAAUGGAAAUUGUGUGCUUCAAAUAUUACCUAAUACUGAAACAAGACUUGCUUUAUUAGCUAAUUUGUUUGUUAUUGAAGGGAAACCAGGUAAAGUUUUAAAAGUCCAUGCUAAAAGACGUACUGGAAAUAAUGAUUUUAUUGCAUCUAUGCAAAAAGCAAUUGCUCUGCAUUAUCCAAAUAAUCUUGUUGGAUUAGGAGGAACGUUUUUAAUGAAAGAUGGAAAAGUUAAACAGCAUGUUAUGGCAGACUUCUCAAAAACUCCAUUAAAGACGGAAGCACAACUUAAUAACUGGUUACACUUCUAUAAUAUGUCAACACCUCUAAUUGCUGUUGGUACAUUUGUCAGUUCUGAAAGUGAUUUAGAUCUUCGCGUUCAGCAUUUCCACAGCUUUUCCCAUCACGGAGAGGGUGGACAUUAUCAUAUUGAUACAACACCAGAAACUAUUGAAUACUUGGGAUAUUUCAACUUGGGUACCACACUUUACCGUGUAGAUAAACCACUAACUGGUAUUCAGUUUGGAAAGGAUUAAUUGCUGUUAUAUAAUUGUAUAUACAUUUUGUCUAAAAAGCGAUGCAUAAAUGUUUAUGGUAUAAUAAUCUUACAAACAUAUCUUUUCUAACUAUAUAAUUCAAAUUAUUUGAAAGGAAAAAUAUAUUUUUCAAAUUAUUUUACUAUCAUAAUAAAAAUGAUCACUGAAAUAAAUCUAUAAAGUGUAUGAAUGUA